Messenger RNA from Papilio machaon (common yellow swallowtail), 1730 nucleotides. RefSeq names its product synaptic vesicle glycoprotein 2B. The transcript is spliced from 12 exons. The record is from RefSeq and is a predicted model, not a curated record. Gene Ontology annotation, biological process: transmembrane transport. Bases 78 to 1643 code for a protein of 521 amino acids. Gene Ontology annotation, molecular function: transmembrane transporter activity. Lineage: Eukaryota; Metazoa; Arthropoda; Insecta; Lepidoptera; Papilionidae.
UUUUGUGUACUCUAAAAUUGUACACUAUUAUUUUAAUAUCCAAUACUAUUGAUAGUUACAACUGUAUAGCGUGAGAAAUGGGGAAUAUAGCAGCACAAAUAAUAGGUGUUACUGAUCCAGAAAGUGUUACGAGGAAAAAAGCAGAAGCAACUUUCGAGGAUGCUGUUGAAAUGACAGGUCAUGGCAAAUUCAACAACUUCGUGCUGUUAACAUGCGGACUGAUCCUACUGAACGUGUCUAUGGAAUCUGUGGGCAUCAGCUACGUUAUAACGGCCGCGGAGUGCGAGCUGGAUCUCGGCAGCGAACACAAGGGACUCCUUAGCGCGUCAGCUUUUAUUGGAAUAGUGAGUACGUCGUUUCUGUGGGGUUUCCUAGGCGACCGCUACGGUAGGCGCGCGGUGAUGACGCCCGCAAUGCUAGCCUCCGUCGCCUUCUCCCUCGCCUCCUCAUUUGCCACCAAUGUCUGGACUAUACUGGUGCUCCGAAUAUUAACUGGUUGUCUUGUGUCAGCGUCGAGUGCGACAGUGUACGCAUACCUGGGCGAGAUGCACGUAAAGUCCCGACGCGCGGCCGCCAUCGCAUGGGGCUCCGCAUUCAUAUCCUUCUCUUUUAUUAUACUGCCAGGUCUCGCGUGGCUGAUCAUCCCGGGUGAAUGGUCGUGGCAGUGGGGCUGGAUGACGAUAGCGCCGUGGCGGGUGUUCAUGUGGUUCUGGGGUUUACCGGCGCUGGUGGCCAGCGCUGCAUUGCUUUCCCUGCCUGAGUCACCGCGCCACGUCCUUGCUACCAAGGGUCCCGACGCUGCGCUUCCCAUUCUAGCCCGCAUGUAUGCCUGGAACUACGGCAAGACUGCCGAAUCGUAUCCCGUGAGUAAGAUCACGUCGAGUACGACUGAGUCGUGUCGCAGCGGGUUCGGAGAGGCGCUGCGUAACAUCUCCCUAAUGGUGCGGCCGCCGCUGGCGCGCUGCGUCCUCAUCUCACACGUCUCUAUGUUUGCCGUCUUCAUGCUGUCGAGCGGUUUAUACAUGUGGGUGCCGGACAUCCUCAACAACAUCUUAAACAGCAAGAGCGAGCAAAGCAUCACAAUAUGUCAGAUUAUACACAACAAGUUUAAAGCCGCGCAGAAUGUCACGCACGUGCACGGGCCAGGAUACCACUACUGUCGCACAGAUGUGUCAGUGGGUGUGUUUCCCAUUUCCAUGGGCAUGGGCGCCAUGUUCGCUGUCGUCUACCUCGCCAUUGGGUUCUUAAUUGACAAGAUAGGCAAGAAAACGCUGCACUGCAGUAUAAUGUUAUUCUGCGGCGCGGCGACGAUAGGUGCUGCGUUUGUUCCUCAAGGCGGGCUCGCCACUGUGCUGCUCGUGCUGUCGCUGUGCUGCGGCUGCGCUGGCUCCAUCCUUGCUGCCAUCGCUGUCGAUGUCUUCCCAACGUGUCUCAGAGCGAUGGCGAUGUGCUUGAUGUACAUGGUGGGUCGCGCGGGCGCGGCUGUCGGCUCUAACCUGCUGGGUGCCACACUCGACCGUCACUGUCAGCUCGCCUUUACAUUCCUAGGCCUUUUUACUAUGUUAUCAACAAUAUUAAUGUUGUUUUGGCCCGCACCGGAACAUGUACGACGCAAAAUGGAAGAAAAAGGUCUAAGUUAUUAAGAAAUUUGUGUAAACGAGACUGAUUGGUUAAAGAAUAAAUGUUAAUGUUUACUCGAAUUCUUAAUGUAUGUUGCAUGUAUGAUUAAA